CGCGCCCGUUGCGUAGCAACCAUGUCGGUGCGGCGGGCUCGGAGCCCUCUUCAGCGAGUGCAGCGGAGCAGCCGGGAGCUACAGGCGCAGGUGGAGGCGCUGUGGGCGGAGAGCGCGGCCCUGGCCCCCGGGCAGCAGAAGGCCCUUUCGCAGAGAUGUAUGCAGCUGAAGAAAUUGGUGGAUGAGAAUACAGAUGCUCUUCACAAUUUGAAAAAAGCUGAUGAGCCUGCACCCGUGGGAAAUUAUAAUCGGAGGAAAGAAGAAGAAGAAAAGCUUUUGCUAAAACUCUCUCAGCAGCUGCAAAAACUUGUUCUUGUCUUGGAUCAGGAUAAUGUGACUACAAAUUAUGCAGUGGAUGAGGAACAUCAGAAAGAUCCUCAAACAGAAGAUGAAAAUGAAGAAGAGGAUGAGAGUGAAGAUGAAGAAAGUAGUGAGGAGGAAGACAGUGAAGAAGCAGAUGAUGAUGAUAAAUUGUUGGAUGAUCCAAAUGUUAAAGAAUGUAUUGCAGUUGGAAACUUUAGUGCACAGCAGGAAGAGGAUCUCACAUUUACAAAAGGUGAAGUCCUACUUAUACAUGACAAGAAGGUGGAUGGCUGGUGGGUAGCAGAAAACUCAAAAGGGGAAAGAGGCCUUGUUCCUAGAACCUAUCUUGCGGUCCAUUAUGAAGAUGCUGACAGCCAAGAGCAAAGUGAAGAACACAUAGAAGUGGUGGAUGAAACAGCAGAUGGAACUGAAAUUAAAAAAAGAACAGAUUCUCACUGGAGUGCUGUAAGAAGAGCUGUCACAGAAAAUGACACAGUAGAAGUUCUGACAACCAUAGGAGCAGUUCCUGCAGGAUUCCGCCAGUCCACACUUUUCCAGCUUUUAGAGGAAGGCAAUCAGUUUCGAUCAAGUCACUUUUUGCAGCCUGAACUUACUCCAUCACAACUGGCUUUCAAAGACUUGGUGUGGAACUCUGAAAAAAAUACUAUCUAUCCUAGACCAACUCGAAUAUCCCUGAUUGUGACUUUAUGUAGCUGUAAAAUGAUUCCUCUCCCAGGAGUUAGUAUACAGGUUCUCAGUAGACAUGUUCGACUCUGUCUGUUCGAUGGCAAUCAGGUGCUGAGUAACAUUCACACAGUGAGAGCUACGUGGCAACCUAAAAAUCCUCAAAUGUGGACCUUUUCUCCAAGGGUAACAGGCAUUUUACCCAGCUUGCUUGAUGGUGACUGUUUUGUCAGGUCCAACUCUCUGUCUUCAGACAUUGGGAUAUUAUUUGAACUUGGCAUCACUUAUAUUCGCAAUGCAACAGGUGAAAGAGGAGAACUAAGCUGUGGCUGGGCAUUUCUGAAGCUUUUUACUUCUAAUGGAAUGCCUGUUCCUUCCAAGAUGUAUGAGCUGCUGUUAAAUGGUGGUACUCCCUAUGAGAGAGGCAUUGAGGUUGACCCAUCAAUAUCAAGACGAGCAGGCAGCAGUGUUUUUCAUCAGUUUAUAACACUCAAGAAACAGCCUGUGCUUGUAGUGAAACUGCGGUCAUUAAGUGCACAGUCAAAAGACAUCCUGAAUUUGCUACCAGAAACGUUAAUUGGCAGUAUGUGCUACAUCCAUAUCUUGAUAUUUUAUCGACAAAUACUUGGUGAUGCGCUCCUGAAAGACAGUGUAAGCAUGCAAAGUGCAGAUUUAAUCUUUAAUCCUAUUUUAGCAACUUUCCCUCAACUCAUGGAUGAACCAGACCUGAUGGAUGCACUUCGGAGUGCUUGGGCAGAUAAAGAAAGAACGUUGAAGAGAUCUGAGAAGAGAGAUCAAGAAUUUCUGAAGUCUGUGUUUGUCCUGGUGUACCACGACUCUGUUUUCCCUCUGCUCCACUCCACUCUCCUCCCUGACUACAAGUGGGCUGAGGAAGAGUCUGAAGCAUCUCGUUGGAAGGCGAUUGCUGACUUCUUGAAAAAGAGCCGAGAGAAUGACGGUGCCCUUCAGUAUCUGCUCUCAUCAGAAAAUACUCACAAAGCCUUUGAUAUCUCAGAGCUGACUUAUGAUUUCUUAGGAGAAGUGAGAAAAAACAGUGCUGGAGUAUGAAUGGAUUACGGAAGAACAAUACAGGCUAUGUAAGAAUAGGUUAACGAUAUAAAUUAAUUCUUACAAAAAAAGAAACUGUGUACUAUCUGAAUUGUAAUGACUUAUUUAAC
Messenger RNA from Athene cunicularia (burrowing owl), 2165 nucleotides. RefSeq names its product nephrocystin 1 (gene NPHP1). Bases 22 to 2055 code for a protein of 677 amino acids. Gene Ontology annotation, biological process: protein localization involved in establishment of planar polarity. Gene Ontology annotation, cellular component: cytoplasm; cilium. The transcript is spliced from 20 exons. The record is from RefSeq and is a predicted model, not a curated record. Lineage: Eukaryota; Metazoa; Chordata; Aves; Strigiformes; Strigidae. Gene Ontology annotation, molecular function: protein binding.